AUGAUCCAGCUCCUUACUCAGAUGGUGAUUCAGGGGUGGCCAGAAAAGAGAUAUCAGGUGCAGCCCCUCAUUCGUGAAUAUUGGGCCAUCCAUUAUGACAUAUCAGUAGAGAAUGAAAUCCUGAUGGCUGGAUCCCGAAUAAUCAUACCCAAAUCAAUGCAAAAAGAGAUUCUUGACAAGAUCCACCAAGGGCAUCUGGGGAUGGGAAAAUGCAAACUCCGAGCGAAGUCAGCUGUAUGUUUGGUAGGCAGGUACAAAGAUGGUUUCUACAUGCAAAUCUGUCAAAAGUACAGAAACUCGCAACCAAAGGAGGAAAUUAUAUCCAGUGACAUCCCAAGAAGGCCAUGGCAAGCUAUUGGAGUAGAUCUGUUCACAGAGAACCAAGAAUGGUACUUGAUUAUGGUCUGCUACAACUCUAAAUUCCCAUUUGUGAGAAAAGUGAAAGACCUGAGAGCCAAAACAAUAACUACAGUGACUCGAGGGCUUCUUGCAAAGCAAGGAAUACCAGAACAGAUCAUAUGUGACAAUGGAACCCAGUUCACAUCUCAGGAAUUCAAAAAGCUAGCCAAUGAGUAUGGCUUCAACAUUAUAACCUCACUCCACACUACCCCAAAGGUCAUGGAUUCUUAG
Molecule: messenger RNA, 630 nt
Organism: Octopus sinensis (East Asian common octopus)
Lineage: Eukaryota; Metazoa; Mollusca; Cephalopoda; Octopoda; Octopodidae
Exons: 1
Coding region: 1-630 (209 amino acids)
Biological process (GO): DNA integration
Molecular function (GO): nucleic acid binding
Source: RefSeq, a predicted model, not a curated record